AUGGACGAGCCUAAAAUUCUGUUGGCUGAGCUUGCCGAUUUGGAAGAACUGGUCAACCCGAGUACAGCUGACGAUAGUGACGACGGUGGUCUUGAUAGUUACGCCGGCAUUGGCUUUGUGGAUGAACUGUACGCGAGUGUAGAUGACGAGGAAGUGCGGUCGUCGAAUAUUGGUAGGGAUGAUUUCAAAAUCAGGCAUUCAAGUGGAAACUUCAAGAUGAAACCUACCGUGCUCACUCUAGUCGACCAUUUUCUGGCACAGACGAACGAGUCAAAUUUCGACGCCUCACAGGCCUUGGAAAUGUUCCAACGGAGGUACACAAUGGAUUAUGGGAGGAGGGCUUCUGGGUCCAAGGCAGCCGACCCUGACGACAAGUACUUCCCCAUAUUUCACCUAGGCAUGAUUGGCAUUGUCGGCCGACCUCUGCGGCCGAUCACAAAUCGAAGCGGCUUCUUCGAUAAAGUCACGUUCACACUGAGAUAUUGGCAUUCAUCCUACGUCGGCAAGCAUGUGACGACCAAUUUGCCUUUCGACAUCCGAAACAGGACUUUCCGAAUUGCCACUGCGGCGUCUGGGAACUCUGGUUCAUCGUGA
Molecule: messenger RNA, 594 nt
Organism: Fusarium vanettenii 77-13-4
Lineage: Eukaryota; Fungi; Ascomycota; Sordariomycetes; Hypocreales; Nectriaceae
Exons: 2
Coding region: 1-594 (197 amino acids)
Source: RefSeq, a predicted model, not a curated record